Messenger RNA from Talpa occidentalis (Iberian mole), 4760 nucleotides. Its product is annotated as thyrotropin receptor-like. Gene Ontology annotation, molecular function: thyroid-stimulating hormone receptor activity. The record is from RefSeq and is a predicted model, not a curated record. NCBI's taxonomy places the organism in Eukaryota, Metazoa, Chordata, Mammalia, Eulipotyphla, Talpidae. Gene Ontology annotation, biological process: G protein-coupled receptor signaling pathway. Gene Ontology annotation, cellular component: membrane.
UUGGGUUGAGGGGCAAGGCAGGGAGGGGGCGACUCACUAGACUUUGGGGAGAUCUCAAGGGCGGCGCACAGGGCAGCCUGGAAAGCAGGGGGACCACCUGGACCGGUGUUGGACAGGAGGGAACAGAAGAAUCCGGCCGCGUGGUUCUGGGUAAAGAAUGUGAAGCAAGUAGGCUUGUUUGGGUGGAGAGUUGCCCAGGGAAACGGAGCCCUUCAGAGCUCUUCCUUCCCUCUCCAGCCUCCUCUUUGGUGCUGAAGUCACAGCCUCGCGGAGCCUCCCCCCACCCAACCCUCCUGCUCCCCAGCUUCGCGAGCCCGAGGCGCUAAGGGCUGGGAAUGAGACGUGGUGGAGAAUGAGGAAUUAGACUCGGGGACCUGUGGAAAAUGAGGUCGACGCCCCUGCUGCAGCUGGCGCUGCUUCUUGUCCUGCAUGGAAGCCUGGGGGGGCCGGGGUGCCCCUCUCCGCCCUGCGAGUGCCACCAGGAGGGCGACUUCAGAGUCACCUGCAAAGACAUCCAGCGCAUCCCCAGCCUGCCCCCCAGCACGCAGACCCUGAAGUUUAUAGAGACUCAUCUGAAAACCAUUCCCAGUUGUGCAUUUUCAAAUCUGCCUAAUAUUUCCAGGAUCUACUUGUCAAUAGAUGCAACUCUGCAGCGGUUGGAGUCACAUUCCUUCUACAACUUGAGUAAAGUAACUCACAUAGAGAUUCGGAAUACUAGAAGCUUAACUUACAUAGAACCUGGUGCCCUGAAAGAGCUCCCCCUUCUGAAGUUCCUUGGCAUUUUCAACACUGGACUUAGAGUAUUCCCUGAUCUAACUAAAGUUUAUUCCACUGAUGUAUUCUUUAUACUUGAAAUUACAGACAACCCUUAUAUGACUUCAAUCCCUGCAAAUGCUUUCCAGGGACUGUGCAAUGAAACCUUGACACUGAAACUCUACAACAAUGGCUUUACUUCAGUCCAAGGACACGCUUUCAACGGGACAAAGCUGGAUGCUGUUUACCUGAACAAGAAUAAACACCUGACAGAUAUUGACAAAAGUGCUUUCGGAGGAGUUUACAAUGGACCCACCUUGCUGGACAUCUCUUACACCAGCGUCACCGCCCUGCCCUCCAAGGGCCUCGAGCACCUGAAGGAAUUGAUAGCAAGAAAUACUUGGACUCUAAAGAAACUUCCACUUUCCUUAAGUUUCCUUCACCUCACACGGGCUGACCUUUCUUAUCCAAGCCACUGCUGUGCUUUUAAGAACCAGAAGAAAAUCAGAGGUAUCCUUGAGUCCUUAAUGUGUAAUGAGAGCAGUAUUCAGAGCCUGCGCCAGAGAAAAUCUGUGAAUGCUUUGAAUGGCCCCUUCUACCAGGACUAUGAAGAGGACCCAGGAGAUGGCAGCGCUGGGAACAAGGAAAACUCCAAGUUCCAGGAUAUCCACAGCAACUCUCAUUAUUACGUCUUCUUUGAAGAACAAGAGGAUGAGAUCAUUGGUUUUGGCCAGGAGCUCAAAAACCAGGAAGAGACCCUACAGGCCUUUGACAGCCAUUAUGAUUAUACUGUCUGCGGGGGAAACGAAGACAUGGUGUGUACCCCCAAGUCGGAUGAAUUCAAUCCCUGCGAAGACAUAAUGGGCUACAAGUUCCUGAGGAUUGUAGUCUGGUUUGUCAGUCUGCUGGCGCUCCUGGGCAACGUCUUUGUCCUGAUCAUCCUCCUCACUAGCCACUACAAAAUGACGGUCCCACGCUUCCUCAUGUGCAACUUGGCUUUUGCAGAUUUCUGCAUGGGGAUGUAUCUACUCCUUAUCGCCUCCGUCGACCUCUACACUCAUUCUGAAUACUACAACCAUGCCAUCGACUGGCAGACAGGUCCUGGGUGCAACACAGCCGGUUUCUUUACAGUGUUUGCCAGUGAGUUGUCAGUAUACACGCUGACAGUCAUCACCCUGGAGCGCUGGUAUGCCAUCACCUUUGCCAUGCGCCUGGACCGGAAGAUCCGCCUCAGGCAUGCGUACGCCAUCAUGGUUGGGGGCUGGAUUUGCUGCUUCCUUCUGGCCUUGCUCCCUUUGGUAGGAAUAAGUAGCUAUGCCAAGGUCAGCAUAUGCCUGCCCAUGGACACUGAGACCCCUCUCGCCCUGGCAUAUAUUGUCCUUGUUCUAUUGCUCAACAUAGUCGCCUUUAUCAUCGUCUGUGCCUGUUAUGUGAAGAUCUAUAUCACAGUCAGAAAUCCCCAAUACAAUCCAGGGGACAAAGACACCAAAAUUGCCAAAAGGAUGGCUGUGUUAAUCUUUACUGACUUCAUGUGCAUGGCCCCAAUCUCAUUCUACGCUCUGUCGGCCCUGAUGAACAAGCCUCUCAUCACCGUUACCAACUCCAAAAUCUUGCUGGUUCUCUUCUAUCCACUUAACUCCUGUGCCAAUCCAUUCCUCUAUGCUAUUUUCACCAAGGCCUUCCAGAGGGAUGUAUUCAUCCUGCUCAGUAAGUUUGGCAUUUGUAAACACCAGGCUCAGGCAUACCGGGGCCAGAGAGUUUCUCCAAAGAACACCACUGGUAUUCCAGUCCAAAAGGUUAACCGGGACAUGAGGCAAAGUGUCCCUAACAUGCAGGAUGACUACGAACUGCUUGAAAAUUCUCAUCUCACACAAAAUAAACAGGGUCAAAUCUCGAAAGAGUAUAAUCAAACAGUUUUGUAGGUUGACUCUACACUAAUGGCAAUGAUUGAGGGGCUUAUAGAAGGCUGGAUUCUUGAAUAUGCGGUCCAACCACAUGACACAUAUGACGCACAGGUGACCUAACUUCUUGUACAGGUGAUGUUUCAUGUGACAAGAGUUUGUCUCUGAAGAGGCACUGUUACUAGCCUGAUCACCAUCUCCAAGAAGGAAGAGUCUGAAUCCCAAGUAAAAUUAAAAUACUCUAUACUUUCUCAAAGACUUGCUUAAUGUCAAAUGCAGAAAUGACAUAAUGUAAGAUGCUCAACAGAUACCACCUGAAUCAAGUGAAUGCCUGAGCUUCUCACUUUACAGAGCAUUUCAUACUGAAGAUUAAGCAAUGCCAAAUGCUAUUAACUUGGUUGAUGACCACCAGAAAAAAUUGUCUAUGUUGGCUCAAUCUAACUUCAUGUUCCCUGAUAUAACCAAAAAGAGUUUGAUUUCCUUGAUGCUAAAAUGGAAACAGGAUGUAAUCCAGUCAUCCAAGAGAGUCAUACCCUUUCCUGAUUAUCACUGAGAUUUGGAUGUCCAUAAUAGCAAUCAAUUGCUAUUAUGAAACAUGAGGAGGGGAAAUGCUUAGCUUUGAGUUGUUUUUAUGCCUCUGAAAUUAUUAAUCUUCUCUUCACAAGGAGCUACCUGAUAUGACCCAACUGUUACGUGUUGCCUGGAAAAACUGGCAAGAUUUCAGCUUCUGUGACCCAGCAAAUGAAGACUUGAUGUUCUUGGCUAGUCUCAUAGCAUAACAGACCUGAACUCUAGAAAUAUUUUUAAGUAGCAACAAGUAGAAAUUAUGAGCCGAGCAUACUAAAUUAUCUGCUGCUUAAUGAAACAGGCUGGACGGCAACUAACUCUUGAAACUUGAGCAAAAUGUUGGGCCUCAGAAGUCUGUAGAAAUGAAGGAAUUUGAUGGCCUCCUUCAGUUUUAAAAUCCCAUGUAUAUACAUUUCCCUCAAAAUGUAUGUUUUCAUAACAAAGAAAAAAAAAGCUCUAAGGAAGCAAAAUCUACUUCUCCUGUCUUUUAGGUCUGCCAUCUCCCAAGAAUUUAAACAUGCAACCCAGAAAUUGUUUUCUUUGUUUCAUUUUUGGUUAUGAUGUUACAACCAAAAAUUCUAUUGUGUGACCAUAUUGGGCUGGAUCUGAAUCACUCAUCUAAUCACUAGAUCUAUAGAGCUAUAAUUAUGAAACCAAAUGUGGAUUCACAGUCAUAAAAUAGAAUAAAACAUGGUUUCACAGAUGUUGGUUAUUUAGAGUUACUAUACACUAUGCAUAUUCAUUUCAAAACACAACUUGUCUUCAGGGAUUGGUUUCUUUUCUUAGUCAUUUCCAAGCUACAAUACAAUACUAAAGCAAUCAAAAGAGGCCGCUUCACUCUGCAGCUAUGAGCUCUUUCUGAUGUUGAUGAUCACUGGGCAUGAAAUCUCCAUUCCUGGGAAGUGCUCCCUUACUUAAAACAAUCACACACUUUAUCUAUACAUGUACUUUGUAUAGAUGAGGGUUAUCUUUCAAGACAGGUUCUAAUUUAAUUCCAAGCCAAGAUGGAAUUUGCUUCUCAGUACUUAUGAACCACACCAUGAAUUAAAAUUUUUUGCUGUCUUAAAGCUGUGGAUUGGAUUUAGGGGAACUUUUAGCCCCCAGAGAUGGGUUCCUGAACACCCUUGGCACCUCUCUCUCCAUGGCCUUAUCUAUUCCUGAUUAUCACUGAGACUCAGAUGUCUUCACAGAAAGAUUACGCACACCUAAAAUCAUGGCUUACCCACCAAUUUACUUACAAUUUGUUAUCUCUUUGCAUGUUUUUCUCACCUGUGACAUUUGAAAUGUCACACCCUGCUUAAUAAUGUGUUUUACAUUAACCAGUGGAAAUAAUGCUUUUGAAACAGUCCUAGAAAAAUAACUUUGACAGAUGUGUUACUAAAAUUUACAUUCAUAACAGGAAAUAAAUUUUCUUCUUAUGAAACAACUGUGCUGAGUUUUAGAGUAUUACUUUUUGUAAUUUGUAAACUUCUCUUAGGGCCAAAAUCAUGUGUUAAAACUAACAAGUAAAAAACAAUUGUACAGGUCCUAAUAAAUGCA